UUCUAGAUCCCAAACUGUCAUGGCGUCCCCCGGCCAGGAAUUGUUGUACUGCAGCGUUAAAAACCAGUUACAGUCGCCACAAGAUGCAAUCAUUACCACACUUCACUGGAGUCUCGUGUCGAACGGACACAAAUGCAUUGGCCUCGGCGAAAUGACAUCAGACCGUGACAGUCAGACAGAGUUACUUCCCACUGGAUGGAACGAGAACCAAGACCUGUACGUGUUAAGGUACCGACGGGAGGGUGAGCCGUCCACAGUCUACAUGCUCAAGGUCAUCAGGAUUGACAGUGACAUGCUCGUCAAUUUCAUGAAUGUCAGUAAUGAGUGUGUCGUAACUUUAAACAUUAGAACAAGAGAUUUUACCACAGGCGAUCUGACCUCAUUUGAAAGUGCAUUCCAAAACUUGGACGUGCUUUGUUCACAAUUCAAGAGGGAGAUACUUGAUGCUGUCCUGAAGGGGGGCAAAAAAGGUGGAUCAACCAGCAGUCUAACUGAUACCUCAAGGUCAUCACAGGAAAAAAGGUCACAGGGAAGGUCAAGGUCAUAUGAAGAGGAGUAUGACCCCCUACGGAUACCAUCCAGACACCCUCACAUGCAGCAGAGACCCCCAGACUGGUCCGACCCGGGUGACCCCUUUUCAAUUGGAAGGGCAGACCUUGACCCCUUGGGCAGAGGAGGUGGAAUGCGAUUUGACCCCUUCAGAGGAAACCGACCUGGAAUGAGACCAGAUCCAAAUGCCGGGUUACCACAUCCACUUCCUCCGGGAGCUAUACCUCCAGGGGCCAGGUUUGACCCUUUUGGGCCCCCAGGGGGACCUGGACAAAGGCCUGGACCAGAUCCGGACCAUGAACUCCCACCUGGUUAUGGCGAUAUGUUCAUGUAACAGACAUUGAUCGUCAUUUCCAAUAUAUCCAUGAAAGAUGUCUGGAGACUAUUAUGAUUAAGGAAACCAUGAAAAGAUGUCCGGAGGCUUUCAGAUACCAUCUAAAGAUAUCAGGCUGUCUUGAAUACCUUUGAAAGAUAUCUGGCCAUUGUGUUAUCCUUUUAAAAGAUACCUGACAACUUAUGGCCACUAUUAAAAGAAACCUGGCCAUUGUGUUACCUUUUAUUAAAAGAUUCCUUGCGACUUAUGGACACCAUUAAAAGAUAAAUGGCCAUUGUGUUAUCUUUUAUUAAAAGAUUUUGAGACUUAUGAAUACCAUUAAAAGAUACCUGGCCAUUGUGUUAUCUUUUAUUAAAAGAUUCCUUGCGACUUAUGGACACCAUUAAAAGAAACCUGGCCAUUGUGUUAUCUUUUAAAAGAUUCCUGGAGAGUUUUGGACACCAUUUAAAGAUAUCUGGCCAUUGUGUUAUCUUUUAAAAGAAUCCUGGAGAUUUUUGGACACCAUUAAAAGAUAUCUGGCCAUUGUGUAAUCUUUUAAAGAUUCCUGGAGAUUUUUGGACACCAUUGAAAGAUAUCUGGCAAUGGUAUCAUCAAUACCAUUAAAAGACAUCUGGAGAAUGUAAUGAAUGCUGUGGAAAGAUACCUGAAGACUAACAGUUAGAAGAUUUCUAGAUGCUGUUAUCUUUACCAUUAAAAAAUUAAGUGGAGACUGUGACAUUGAUACCAUUAAAAUAUAGAGACCACUUUUAUCUGAAUUCCACCAAGUUGUAUUGACUGCUCUCAUAUAUGGAGACUGCGUUCUUUCUUUGUUGUCAUUAUAGAUGAUGAAAUGUUCGAGUAAAUUACGAAUGGUAGCAUUUAUUCUGGGUCCCAAUCUGAUGAAACCCAUAUCUUGAUCUAGGCUCUGUUCCGUAAACUACACUCUGCUACAGAGUGUAGGACAUGAUAUGCUGUUGGAUCGGAUUGUCUGGCUUCAGUAAUAUGUGAAGCUAAGAUGUUAGAACAGAGUGGUAUAUAUUAUGAGUAAUAUAUUGUUUUACAGACUGGAUUUGCUAACAAUCUUGUCUAGGAGGGCUGCAUUUAGGGAGAUGAAACUCAACACCCUGAAAUAUUCGAAUCAUAUCCAGUUAUGUAUAAUUACUGUAUGCUGGAAAAUUUCCGCCGCUGUUUAACUUUCACAAUUUUCACCUCAGUAACGUAGGCAAAUUUAUCCCGACAGAAAACACUAACAUACAUCAUCCUGCGUGUACUUGUUAAAUUUAAUAGGAGCAGUAUUUUUUUUUUAACUCGGGUGUAUAUAGAUUUUUCAAGUGAAGGGCAAAAGUUGCCCAGUAUACGGUAAUAAACCACCCCAUAAUGGAAUUAUUCCACCAGCAAUUUUGUCAUUGUAUUUUACACGCAGCUCACUCUCAUAAAAUCACUUAAUUGUAAGAUGACAUUGCUUACAGCUGCAGUAAACAACUUGAGCAGAAUGAGCUCAAUCCCGCAGACUUUAAAUAUGACCUCAUGUUAGUUGUUAUCAACUAUUGUCAGGAUAUAGCGUUUAUCAAAUUCACCACCAGGUAGUUGCAAUCUUAAACCAAUGAUCUGGGCUGUGGCGAGAUCAUGAUCAGUAGUAACCCAGUAUGAAACAUGUGCAAUGACCGUUUGUUUUAGCAGUGCAAUAAUUUCCUCCCAAAUUAUGACCCAAAUACAACAAUUCGCAAUUCUGCCAUGGAAUUCUGUAAGCUCUACAACACUGCUUACAAAAUCGUAUUCAAGGUUAUUCUGACUUCAAUGAUGCCACAUUUUUCAUGGUUAUUUAUAUAAUUAUAUUUUAAUAAAAUCAAAAUCUUGUGCAUAGAAUUAUAGAUGUAUAAUGUCCAAAAAAAAAUGUAUUGUUUCAAAGGGCUUAUUAUAAUGCCGCCAUUUGUUCAGAGAAAAUUGGCGAUAAAUUGAGGGGAAUGUACAUAAAAGGGAUUUUUUAAGAAAACAAGAAUAAGGGACAUUGAAAUAUGUUGGCAAUAAACGAGGUGGCAAAUGAAACGGGAGGGGAGGGGGGAGGGCAUUAUAUCAAGGUUUUACUAUAUCUACUUGUAUAUUCACCUUUAAUUUAAGAGGUAGGUUAGUUUUGUCUGUAGGGGCAGAUGAGAUUGUUUAUAUUUUCAGUGCCAUACUAGUAAAUAGAUGCUAUACUCUGUAGCCUGGAUCUUUCACCUUCUCAAACGUUCGCCCCACUGGUAAAAUCCAUGAUUGUUAAUUCUACCCUUCGUAUUUGAUUAUUGUGUUUAUAAAGUUAAACUUGUUCACUGAGGUUCACUGUAAUAAUAGAUUUGCCCUCAUUGGGAAAGGCCAAAAGAAAAAAAAUUAGGUGAAAUUUCCUUGGUAUACAAUGUAUAAGCACAGAUCUAAAAUGCAUGUGUUUGUUAUCGUAAAUUAUAAUACACUAUGACGUGGUUCUAACAUUAUCCUUGUUUGGUUAUACCCUUGUGAGUGGGGACCAAAGCACCCAUUAACUCAAUCACCCCUUGAUUUUAACAAAAGACUGCCUACGUCAUAGUCUUGGAAGAGUCUAAAUGUGACCAUAGGGGUCAAUGAAUUAAUCUACCAUAGAAGUUGACACCACCUUUUGGAAAAUGUGUAGAUGUAUGUAAAAAUAUGUUAAUUCAGGAGGUAAUCGGCCAGAUGAGAUAGUAUUAACUCAUUCACCCCUGAAAUGUCAUGAUGAACUAUUCCAACCUUUGAAUUGGAAGAGUUUAAUUGUGUCUACAGGGGUGAAUAAGUCGAAGAAUAGACUUGCACAGCAUCGAUUGUAAUGUAUGAGGUUGUAACCUACUAGGCAAGUGAUGUUGAAAUGGGGGAAGAUCAUCUGGGAUCCAGGUUAGAGAAAUCUUGUUGUUCAAUUAAUCUUGUUUUGUUGUUAUUUGGAAAAUAGAUACAUAAUACUAUAUCUGUUAAGUUGAAAUAGUUGUCUGUUGUAUUUAUUGCUAAAAUGUCAUAAUUAUUGAAAAUAAAACUUAAACCUUG
This is a messenger RNA of Mizuhopecten yessoensis (Yesso scallop), 3889 nucleotides long. Its product is annotated as proteasome inhibitor PI31 subunit-like. The record is from RefSeq and is a predicted model, not a curated record. Gene Ontology annotation, biological process: proteasome-mediated ubiquitin-dependent protein catabolic process. Gene Ontology annotation, molecular function: proteasome binding; endopeptidase inhibitor activity. The transcript is spliced from 7 exons. NCBI's taxonomy places the organism in Eukaryota, Metazoa, Mollusca, Bivalvia, Pectinida, Pectinidae. Bases 20 to 883 code for a protein of 287 amino acids.